AUGAGUAAAACCUGCAAGACCGAAAUCUACCCACGCUACUGCUUUCAUCUGUCCCCAACUGUCAAUACCUGGUGUUUGCUCCACGCCUCUGAGAUUCACGCUCUUCAGCAGCAUGCCGGAUUCGAGGUCGUCGCGAUUGACGAUUUUCCCGGCCGACGUGUUCUCACCAUCGACGACAGUAGCGGUAGAUGCAUCGAGGCGUUGGUCGAGACGCAAGCACUCACAACUAAAUUCUCUGCCUCGGAUGAUGGAAAUCGGUCCGCGCGAGCCAAGAGUAUUGUAGAAAGUACAGACACGUUCCACGUCGGCCCUGCGACGGACCAAAACAAAGACGUCGAUGUGGGAGACGUUGUGGAUGUAAAAGGAAGUCUGUCGCUGUAUCGGGAGGAGAAACAGAUCAAAGUGGAGAAAAUGGUCAUCCUGAACAGCACCGCACAAGAAAUUGCUCUUUGGCAGAAGAGGACAAAAUUCCGCUGCGACACCUUGCAGAAGCCAUGGGUGUUGCGGCCCAGAGAUAUUCGGCGAUGUCGCAAGGAAAGCGAGGCUUCAGAAGCAAAUCUACAGCGGAAGAGAGACCGCCUCAGGGACGCUCCCCAAGUCGGACUAGCCACCAAGGCAAAGCCAGCAAAGCUCUUGGCAACCUCUGUCGCCUCUUUCCCAGCGAGAUCCAAAUUAAACGCCGCGUCUGAGCCCGUCGACGUGGGGAGGCAACUGAGGGAUCUGAUUCGAAGCGGAUCAACUAGUGGCAAAUACGGGGCUUUGGGAUUGUGA
This is a messenger RNA of Ustilaginoidea virens, 771 nucleotides long. RefSeq lists its product as uncharacterized. NCBI's taxonomy places the organism in Eukaryota, Fungi, Ascomycota, Sordariomycetes, Hypocreales, Clavicipitaceae. The record is from RefSeq and is a predicted model, not a curated record. The transcript has 2 exons. The coding region runs from base 1 to 771 and encodes 256 amino acids.